GUGUGAGGUUGUUCUCAGAGAGGUCUCCCAGAGGAACCAGAGCCGCAGCAGUGCUACGAACAGCAGCAGUGCUCAGACCUUCACUGGCAUCCUCUCAGAGAACCUCCACUCUUUGGCCACCUCCCUCCCCAGACUGAUGAGGACCUCUGACGACCAGAAGAAGCUGUUUAUCCUCAACGUGUUUCUGGGUUAUUUAAAGGUCCUGGGCUCGCAGGUCUCCGUGGUGCUGAACUCUGCAGCGCAUCUCCAGAGGAUUUCCAAAGCCUUGAUGCAGGUGCUGGAGCUGGAUGUGGUGGAUGUUCGCAUCGUGGAGGAAAGGAGUUACGCUGCUACCAUAGAGACCAGCUCAGACUCUUAUAAUUCCUACGCCGCUCGCAUACAGAGAAGGCAUUUUCUCUACUUCACAGAUGAGAAGAUCUUCUCUCUGCUCAUGGAGAUCUGUAGAACAUUAGGUUACUACGGCAACAUUUACCUGCUGACAGAUCACUUCCUGGAUCUGUACCAGCAGUCCUCAUCGUACAGGAAGCAGGCUGCCAUCGUGCUGAAUGAGAUCGUCAGGGGCGCAGCAGGAAUCAGCGUGGCAACAGAAGCUCAGGGUUUGGAGAGUCAAGUAUGGGGAAAGUCUGUCACCAAGGACGACAUUAAAGUGGCAGUGGUGUCCAUCAUGGAGGAGUACACCAGUCUGAACAACUGGCACCUGAUCACCGUCAGCGAGGAGACGGAAAGAGACCGACAGGACCAGCAGCUGCUCAGCCCCUCCAGCCUCCUCUCCAUAUCCAACAGUAACGUCGGCGGCCACACUCAGACAAACUCCAUCCAAGAGAUUUCUUCAUCCUUCGGCUCGCAGUCUUCCUCGCCAUCAACCUCCGCCCUCCACCAGCUCAACAGCAACAUCUGGCAGCUGUGUAUCCAACUGGAAGGCAUCGCCUGCUUCGCUCAGGCACUGGGGCGGGACUUUCGGCCUCUUUUGAUGACAUCACUGUACCCAGUACUGGAGAAGGCCGGAGAGGAGACGCUGCUGGUGAGCCAGGCGGCGCUGGGCUCUAUGUGGGACAUCAGUAAGGCCUGCGGGUACCACUCCCUGAAGGAGCUGAUCACUGAGAACUGCGACUACCUGUUCAACGACAUCUCACUGAACCUGCAUAGGCUCAGCCAGCAUCCACAGGCUCCCCGGGUGCUGACGGUGAUGCUGACUCACUCUGACUGCAGCCUGCUGCCUCUGGUCGGGGACAUCGUCCAGGACGUGCUGAUGGCUCUGGAUCUCAGCUACCAGCACACAGCUGCUCUCUUCUGCUCCGUGCUGCACGCGCUCCUGAAGGCUCUGG
Messenger RNA from Notothenia coriiceps (black rockcod), 1325 nucleotides. Its product is annotated as TELO2-interacting protein 1 homolog. NCBI's taxonomy places the organism in Eukaryota, Metazoa, Chordata, Actinopteri, Perciformes, Nototheniidae. Gene Ontology annotation, cellular component: cytoplasm. The record is from RefSeq and is a predicted model, not a curated record. The transcript is spliced from 5 exons. The annotation marks the transcript as partial.